AUGGUCUUUAACAAGAAGUAUGCCUUGUUUUUGAAAGCUGUGGCAAAGUUGUUCAUAUAUUCAACCCAAUGAAUAACCACAACCUUUUUUUACAACAAACGAUAAAUUUUUCAUUGAUGUCUUUGUCAGAUGAUCUGGAUGAGUUGGAAGUGUAUGGUAAAGAAGAACAAUCUGGGGUGAAGUUAACAUCAUACACAUUUGAAAAUCUUAGCGGGAGCAAAACGUGGUCAUGAGUCACCAUUGCAUAAUUGUCACCAUUCGUACAACUGCGAGCGGUAUGAAUGCAGGCACGAUGGCGUUCUUACGAAAGGAAAAUCCGGAAGCCAUAGUGGUACUCAGUGAUUCGGAUGAAAACGAAGAGAAUGAAGAAAAGAAAAUUCCAAAUAAAGUACGAAAGAUGGAAGAAGAUACAGAAAACAUGCCUCUGUUAAUGGAUAAAGACAAAAGCUUAAAAACAACAGAAGAUAUGGACCAUUGUACUAUCCUAAACAUCCUACUUGAAAACCCGGAAGAAUUAGAUUUGAAACACAAGCCCUCUGCUAUAAGGGAGGAUAAGAUUUUUACUCUCGAUCAGAGGGUGAUACCCAUAGCUUCUGCAGAAGCAGAUGAUAACGGAGCAUACCUUUCCAAAGGAAAUGCAAAGCGCUACUACCAAUACAGCAGUACUUCCGGGUCUCGUACAGUCCAUUUGGAAAAUGGGUUGUUCUUUGCCAAUAGAAAAGCAGCGAAAGGCUACAAAAAGGAUUAUGUUCCGCCGGAGGAGGUUUAUGAACUUACAAGACAUUACAAAACGAACAAAGCCAACCCGUCAUUUUCAAGGACUUUUGUCACAGUUAAAGCAGUCAAUGAACGAGAACCAAAGCCUUGGUAUUUGGUCAUGUAUAAGUGGGCAGGUGGAACUAAAGAGUUUAUCUUACAGCGCCAUGGUAACGCCAUGAAACCUACGGUAUCAGCCUAUUUCCGGAAAGAUCCUGUAGUUUCUGAGACGAUUGACGAGUAUCUAGACCAAGGACUGUCUAUUGAUAACAUAUACGCUACAAUGUCAAAACAAGUUUGUCAAACUGUCAGUGAAACUAUCUCAGGACCAAAAAUGAUAGAAAACCGAAAGUUCCACAAGAAAGCAUCUGAAGAAACACGGGAUACUGCUGAGAAGCACAGCGAAGCGGAAUCGUUGAUAUCGAGCCUUAAGAGCGUAUCAAGCAUAAAUACUGUGUCCUUUACGAAAACACAAUACUCAUGUGUAAACAUUCCUGAACAUGUGCUAGAGGAUGUACACAGAUUCUGUGUACUUGGGAACAGUAUAUUGCAAGUGGACACAACCUUCGAACUAGUUGAUGGUUUGUGGCUUACAGACACCACUUUCAGUCACGAGGCCCUGAUAAACCACCGAAAUGGAAAGCACCCUGAAUUUCCGGGCCCUAGUUUCUGGCACUUUAAGAAGGACCGCGAAACCUAUCGCAGGUUUGCAGGUGAAUUAGCCAUUGCCAAGCCAGAACUACUUAAAAUCAAGAAGGUUGGUCAUGACCUCGACAAGGCAAUAGCCAAAGGCAUGACAGAUAUUUUUGAGGAGGCUCAAAACGUGUGGUGCACACAACACAUGAAAGAACGAGAUGCCCAAAAGCUGAAAACAAUGGGAUGUAACGAAAGCACACAGAGGAGAAUUAUGGCUGACAUCUACGGAUGUCAACAACAGAUACUACUGGAAAACGGUCUAGCCGACUCAGAAGACCCAGCUGACUAUGAAGCAAAGCUAGCGAGCUUGAAGGACGUCUGGGAUGGCCUGGUCCCAGGUUUUUAUGAAUGGUUUGACAAGCACCGCUCUGAAAAAUUCAAGACUUGCCUCAUUUAUUCAGCUCGCCAAGAACUUCGGCUAGGCGGGCGUUUCUAUACCAACGGGCUUGAAUUGAAGCAUAAGCUACAAAAGAAACGCUUGCGGGAGAGCGAAGUGCCAAAAGAAGUUGCCAAAGUGACCGAAACACUGGAAGGUUGGACCAAGGAAUUCUACGCAGAGGAGGAAAGGGCCCUAAGAGGUUUGGGAAAAUAUCGCCUUGCUCCUGGAUAUGAACACUUCCUGGUCGAUCCCGUCGCCUGGAAUAAAUGGGGUCCCCAGCGACAGGCGCAGCAUUUGUCUAGUUUUCGGCAAUUCACACCCAAAUCUUACAACACUUACAAGAAGCCGAGUGCUGCUGGUCUCAAGGCAGCUCCUUCAAAGAAAGUACGAAGAUGCAAUCUUCCAGAGCCGGAGCUAUUUCUAACUAGAACAGAUCCAGAGCCUCAAGUGGUGACUCCCUUGCGACUCUACAAAGGCGCCAAUAAUAAUCAGUGGGAGGUAAUUGUAACUCUUUUUCCCUUACUUUAA
Stylophora pistillata is the source of this 2359-nucleotide messenger RNA. RefSeq lists its product as uncharacterized. The record is from RefSeq and is a predicted model, not a curated record. NCBI's taxonomy places the organism in Eukaryota, Metazoa, Cnidaria, Anthozoa, Scleractinia, Pocilloporidae.